This is a messenger RNA of Psylliodes chrysocephalus, 1925 nucleotides long. Lineage: Eukaryota; Metazoa; Arthropoda; Insecta; Coleoptera; Chrysomelidae. The record is from the annotation of a GenBank genome assembly.
AAAUGUCAUUGAUUAUACCGGACACUGUUUUAGAAAGUUGCGUGUGUUCUUUAUGCAAGAAAUUUUUGAGUGUGCAGCCAGUUAAAAUUUAUCAAAAUCAAAAACAAAAACUAAAAUGUGGAAGGUGUUCAAACAAAGAUGACAAUGGUACUGAAUCUCUUUACAAUAUUAUUGCAGCAAAUGGAAUAUUUAAAUGCAUCAAUAGAUUCGAGGGCUGCAGAAAAAUGUUGCGUCAUUAUGAAGUGUUAGAGCACGAAAAACAAAGUCUUGUUAAUACUUUUUGUUGUCCAGUUUGUCCUGGAUUGUGUAAAGUACGGAUAUUUUGGAUGAUUUUUCAUUUCAAAAAAUGCCAUAUUGAUAAGUAUUUAAAAAAGCCAUGCUUUACAAUAAACAGAGAUAAAAUCAAUAACACUUAUCUAUUUAGAAAAGAUGAUAAUUUGUUUUUUAUAUCAUACAAGAUUCAAGACAAUGGAGAUAUUUACUUAGAAGGAUGUAAUAUAAAUCCGUCAAAUGUCCAGACAAGCAUGAGUUUUUUUCUUCUGACUAAAUCUAGUACAGUAGAAGCUAGAAAAUUAAAUUUAAGUGACAACAAAAACGAGUUUCGGAUCAAGAAAAAAGAUAUUUUGGAAACUACGGAUAUGAGGAUAAAAUUUGAAAUAGAAACGUUGCCAAAUUUUUUCGUCCUAUCAAAUUCUUCUGUUCCAACCAUAGAGCCAGAAAAUGAGGUGAAAAGAAUUUUAGAAAACUUUCAACGUUUUUCAAAGUUUUACUAUAAAGAGAAUAUUACAUUUCCCCGGAAAAUUACAAUGGCCUCUAUACAUCAAGAAGAAACAAAAUUUUUAAUGAGUUAUGAUCGAACUUACAUCAUAAAAAAAUGUGGAAGUGAAACGUAUAAUAUUUUUCUUGAAUGUUCUAAUUGCGUGAAUAUAUUUUUACCAUCAACUACUUUAUUUAAUGGUUUCUUUUUAAAAUUCAAAAACUAUUUUUUUAAUAUUUGUAGUAACUGUUUUGAGUAUUUGUGUUCAAAAAAUAAAAUGGUCGCUUAUGAGUCGUUUGAAUCAGUUUUGGAAAACAUAAAUACUUUUUUCUUUGACUGUAGUUGGAACUGCGGCAUAAAAUUUCCAUUAACUCAGUUACAUGAACAUGAAUAUUUUGUACACUGUCCUAUAAUUAAUUGUAAGAAAAUUAUUUCAAACAACGAGUUUGGAAACCAUUUUAAAAAAGUACAUUCUCUUACUUCAGCAUUAAAUUCAUAUUUCAUAUCUCUCAAUGUUAAUUUUAAUUCCAUCACAUGGUUAUCAUUAAUAUCAUGUUCUGUACAAUUAAGUUGUAAGAAAUAUAAAGACCAUAUAACAUUAUUAGUAAAAAUGCAUUACACGUAUUUUAAUGUUACCAAUGUUCGUGUAAAAGGAAUCGUAUUUGAUGAACAAAAAAAAGUAGUUGGUGAAUUAAAACACGGCCACGUUUUAAAUAUUUUAGUUAAUUCUUCAACUAGAAUUAAUUGUUAUUUUUCAUAUUAUUGGGACGAAUAGAUCAUGUAUUGGAAUAUUUGGAUGCACUGAAAGAAAUGCGGUCUAAUCAUUACCAGAAUUCUCGUACCUUUUAUUUAACUGUUUUAUACUGUAUGGGACAGCCAAACGAGCUGUUGCUGAUAUGGAACAAGAAUUGCUAGAACCUUUCAUAACCGUUAAUAUACGGACUAUAGACAUAAUACAACACGGUUUGUUAAAGGUUACCAAUGCAUUACUUAUUGACAGUAAAAUCUUCGUAUUAUUAUUAUUAUACAAUCGUUCACAUAAAAAUAAGUGAACUACUCUAUGAGGUGUAAAAAAAUGUAUUGAUAAUAAAACCAGCUUUAAAGUUUAUAAGCUAUUGUCAUACGGAUUAUCAUUCACUUAUAUUCUCAUAAUAUCAUAGAAUACGAC